UUCUCACAUAUAAGCGGACCCGGAGUUCUUUCCUCACUUCACCUCUGGUAGCAGACAUGGCUUCCUGCAUCUGUAUUGUCCAUUCUGAGCAAUGGCCAUCCAUGACCUUUGACACCACCGAGAGCGACAAAGUGAAGAAGAUAAACGAACAUAUCAGAUCCAAAACCAAGGUUUCUGUGCAGGACCAGGUCCUUCUGCUAGGCUCUGAGGUCCUCAAGCCCCAGAGGAAGCUGUCAUCUUACGGCAUUGACAAGGACACAACCAUCCACCUCACCCUGAAGGUGGUGAAGCCCAGCGAUGAAGAGCUGCCCUUGUUUCUGGUGGAGUCAAACAAUGAGGGGCAAAGGCACCUUCUCCAAGUUCGAAGAUCCAGUUCAGUGUCCCAGGUGAAAGAGAUGAUCGAAAGUGUGACCGCCGUGAGCCCCAAGACUCAGGUUGUGACUUGCAAUGGAAAGAGGCUGGAAGAUGGAAAGAUCAUGGCAGACUACAACAUCAGGAGGGGCAGUUUGCUCUUUCUGACAGGGCACUGCAUCGGGGGGUGACUGUGGAUGGGUGGUGAGAGGAUCCAAGCCCACUCCCCUUAGCUCUUACCAGUCACACCCUUUGAUGAUUUCCGAAAGCUAAUGAGAAUGAAAUAAAGAUUGGAGAUGAGUGGGGUGGAUCAAAACUAUUUGCCAAGCCUGUGAUUACUUGUUUCUGACAGUUCACUGUGUGGCAGGAUUGCUACCAAAUGAAGAAACUGAAAGGUUAGUUGGGUGUGAUGGUACACACUUUUAACUUCAGGACUUGGGAGGCAGGGACAGGUGGAUCAAUGAGUAAUUGUUGAACCAAAUUGAUUUCUACUUAUAGAGAUUAGAGAAGUAAUGUGUUAUGAUUUUUUUAAAACCCCAACAGCAUCACAGACUAAUAAAUGAUUUAGA
This is a messenger RNA of Microtus oregoni (creeping vole), 920 nucleotides long. It is a transcript of the gene Ubd, whose product is annotated as ubiquitin D. Gene Ontology annotation, cellular component: nucleus. The transcript is spliced from 2 exons. Gene Ontology annotation, biological process: protein ubiquitination; positive regulation of canonical NF-kappaB signal transduction; response to tumor necrosis factor. Lineage: Eukaryota; Metazoa; Chordata; Mammalia; Rodentia; Cricetidae. Gene Ontology annotation, molecular function: protein binding; proteasome binding. The record is from RefSeq and is a predicted model, not a curated record. The coding region runs from base 57 to 542 and encodes 161 amino acids.